AUGUCUGUCCUGGUGAGAGGCCCGGUAUGCCCCUUACAGGCUGGGGUGUUCACCGGCCAAGAUCAAAACCGAGAGUUUGAUUGGGUUGCGCCGCCUGCCCCCAUCAAGGCACCCGGCGUGAUUGGCCAUGAUACGCCGUCGGCUGGGGCGGCCGAGCGGCGCUUCGGCGGCCUGAUUUGUCUCCGUUGGUAUUGGCGAUCCAAAAUUACGUCAAACGUGAAAAAGCCGACCUGCGAGAUGGCAGACAGCGGCAAGUUGCUGGAGGCCCCCACGGCGGCCCACGCGCGGGUUGCGCCCGUCUCAACGCCGUCCAAGCCGAAGAAGGUCCAUUACCCUUUUUGGUUUGGAGGUUCGGCGUCAUGUUUCGCGGCCGCUGUGACGCAUCCGUUAGAUCUAGUGAAGGUGCGGUUACAAACGCGCGCACCGGAUGCCCCGAGAACAAUGAUUGGCACCUUUGGACAUAUCGUGAGAAAUAAUGGAGUUUUUGGAUUAUACAGUGGUCUCUCUGCCGCCAUGCUGCGCCAAAUGACCUAUUCUACCACAAGAUUCGGUAUAUACGAAGAACUCAAAUCUUAUUUUGCCAAAACCUCUCCCAACUCGUCUUCUUCCUCGCCCGGCCUCCUCACUCUACUUGGCGUGGCUACUGCCUCAGGCUUCAUCGGCGGCAUUGCGGGCAAUCCGGCCGAUGUGCUCAAUGUGCGCAUGCAGCAUGACGCCUCGCUACCCCCGGAACAGCGCCGUAACUACCGCCAUGCCCUCCACGGCUUGGUUCAAAUGACUCGCUCUGAAGGCGUGAGCUCGCUCUUCCGUGGCGUCUGGCCAAACUCGACGCGUGCGAUCCUUAUGACCGCAUCUCAAUUGGCCUCAUACGAUACCUUCAAGCGGCUGUGCAUUGAGUCCGCUGGCAUGAGCGAUAACCUUGCCACACAUUUCACAGCCUCCUUCAUGGCUGGCUUUGUCGCGACCACCGUUUGUAGCCCGGUUGACGUGAUCAAGACCCGGAUCAUGACCGCCUCGCCGGCCGAGAGCCGCGGCCACAGCAUGAUCGGCCUGCUGCGUGAUAUUUGCCGCAAGGAAGGUCUUGCGUGGACCUUCCGUGGUUGGGUCCCCAGCUUCAUCCGACUGGGUCCUCAUACUAUUGCCACAUUCAUUUUCCUGGAGGAGCAUAAGAAGCUUUACCGGAAACUGAAGGGCAUUUAA
This is a messenger RNA of Penicillium macrosclerotiorum, 1200 nucleotides long. RefSeq lists its product as uncharacterized. NCBI's taxonomy places the organism in Eukaryota, Fungi, Ascomycota, Eurotiomycetes, Eurotiales, Aspergillaceae. Gene Ontology annotation, molecular function: thiosulfate transmembrane transporter activity; sulfate transmembrane transporter activity; antiporter activity. The coding region runs from base 1 to 1200 and encodes 399 amino acids. The record is from RefSeq and is a predicted model, not a curated record. Gene Ontology annotation, cellular component: mitochondrial membrane. The transcript is spliced from 5 exons. Gene Ontology annotation, biological process: oxaloacetate transport; malate transmembrane transport; succinate transmembrane transport.